Messenger RNA from Rotaria sp. Silwood1, 1004 nucleotides. Lineage: Eukaryota; Metazoa; Rotifera; Eurotatoria; Philodinida; Philodinidae. The record is from the annotation of a GenBank genome assembly.
ACUGAAUGCAUAAAGAACAAACAGAUAUUCUUCUUUAUAUGUUAGAUCUGGUAGCAUGUGAACAAGAUGGAUACAUUCACAUAUUCGAAUCAAAAACAAACAAAAUUGAACAUAUACAUUGUACUCCGAAAUGUUAUUGAGUUCUUGUUAAUGUAAGUUUUGAAAAGAUUUUCUUGUAGCUGUUCAAAUUUAAUCUUUCUAAUUAUUAGGAUGAUUGUUUGUUUAUUGGUACAAAUCAAAAUGAACUACAGAUUCGUUCAUUCCCAUAUGCUGAUAUUUUUCAAAGUAUUGUUCAUUUUAAUCAACCGGUAUCGACUCUUUAUAUAUCUCAAAGUUUACUUUUCAUUGGUAGACGUGAUUCUCACGUUGCCAUGAUCAAUUUGAAUGACGAUUCAAAAUCAAAGAAAUACUUUAUUGAACAUCAAGGUGCUAUUCUUGCAUUAAAUGUGCAUGAAGAAAAUAACUUGCUUGCUUUAUCAUCAAUUGAUGGUUCAGUCAGAGUAUUUUCUAUUGAUACACAAAGAUUAAUAAAAAUAUUACAGAUACUCGAUAUAUCAACUGAUAUUGAAAGUGCUAAAUCAUUUGAUCAAAUUGCUUUUGACGUAAUUGAAGACUUACUGGCUAUACCAGUGCAAAAUUCAACUUUUUUUUACGAUAUCACAAACUGGAAAAUAGAAAAAGUCUAUCAACAAUAUUCAAUGAAACAAUUCAUUAAUUUGAUUAAAUAUGCACCAAAUAAAAAUUAUUUUAUUAUUACAUAUGAUAAUCAAUUAAAUACUGUUCAUCGAAUAAAACGUUCAAUUAUAUUUCUUCUCUUCAAAAACCUCUCAAACUUAAAAACACAACAUGUUAUUAAAUGCAUUGAUGAUAAGCUAGGUGGCAAUUAUAAUACACAAAUGAUUUGUCUUGAUGAAGAUAUUAUUGCUGCUUCACAUACAACAACUGAUGUCGACGAUAAUGAGCCUCAUCCAUUAGAAACACCGAAUACUAUUCCAAAUGAAUAA